AUGCUCUCUGCCUCCAAUCCCGCAACGUUGUUCGUGCUACGAACGAGACAAAUAAUUCGCAAACGUCCCUGUCGCGUUUCAGCUCAUAAACACUACGCCAGCGUCGUCACACCGUCAGGACCGUCAACGACUAGAGACGUCGUAGUGGUUGGCUCUGGGGCAGCUGGUCUCACAGCCGCCCUGCGCUGCCAUUACAGAGGUCUUCGCCCAUUGAUCGUCGAAAAGUCAAGCAAAGUAGGUGGAGCAACAGCGUGGUCCGGAGGGGCGGUGUGGGUACCCAACAAUACAGUCCAUAAAGCCGAAGGCGUUCGAGACAGUGAUGAACAAGGCUUGCAGUACUUGAAUGCGCUGGUCGGCGAAUCUGGACCGGAAUCUUCAGAUGCUCGGAGGAAAGCCUAUGUGCAAAAUGCAAGGAAGAUGGUUGACUUCCUCAGCGACAUGGGCUUCAAAUGGCUUCCCUCAACAGGCUACCCUGACUACCAUCCCAAUCUUCCUGGAGGUAUGGGGGGAGGUCGCACUAUCGAGAGCGCUGUGGUCGAUCUUCGAGCGCUCGGCCAAUGGAGGAAACAUUUCAAUCUCAGCUCAAAUUAUCCGAUGCUCCCACUCCAUGUUUUUGAAGCAGGGACGGUGGCUCUUGCCGCUGCUCAGCUGAAAGGCUUUACCGCCCUGACGAAAGUGAUGCUUCGUUGGCUGAGAUAUCGUCUCCUUCUGCAGGAUCCCGUCACAAUGGGACACGCCCUCGCAGCGCGCCUGCUCAAAUUGAAUUUGGACCGGAACACCGAAAUCUGGAGAGAUGCCCCAUUGCAACGCCUUCUCGUGAGUUCAGGCCAGAAGAGAGUGGAGGGAAUAGUGGUAAAGCGUGAUGGAAAGGAUGUCAACAUCAUGCCAUCUCAUGGAGUCAUUUUGGCCGCCGGAGGAUUCGGCAAAAAUCAGGAAAUGAGAGCACAUUACCAGCAACAGCCCACGAACCCGGCAUGGUCAUCGGUCCCAGCGCACGACACGGGAGAUGCUAUCAGGGCUGGCAUGGAUAUUGGGGCCGCGACGGCUUUGAUGGACGAUGCUUGGUGGGGCCCGAGCUUCUUUGACGACACUACUCAAACGUCAUAUUUUGGCCUCUGGGAACGGUCGCGUCCCUAUUCCAUUAUCGUCGACAAGGCUGGUAAAAGGAUUUUUAACGAGGCCGAGUCAUACGUUGAUGCGACUCACGCGCAAUAUGCACGGGACAGGUCGACCACAGCGAUUCCAGCGUGGUUGAUUAUGGAUUCGAUUUAUGCGCGACGCUAUCCUCUCGCCACGAUGGGACCGCGGAAGUCUGCUCGCCAGGCACUGAAGUCGGGAUUUCUUUACCAGGCCAACACCUUAGGAGACCUUUGUGACCAGAUUGGAGUCAGCAAGGAUGGUCUCGCAGAGACCGUGCAACGAUUCAACAACAUGGCCCGCAAAGGCCGUGACGAAGACUUCAACCGUGGAGGCUCAAGCUAUGAUAACUACUUUGGAGACACCGCUGUCAAACCCAACCCCAACCUUGGUGCCAUCGAGAAGGCUCCCUUCUACGCUGUCAAAGUAUUCCCAGGCGACCUGGGGACGAAAGGUGGGCUCCUGACAGACGAGAACGGACAGGUUUUGGCUACGGACCAAAAACCUAUUCCGAAGCUAUAUGCUAGCGGCAACACAACGGCCUCGGUCAUGGGUCGUCGGUACGGAGGCGCGGGGGCAACUCUUGGUCCCGCCAUGACCUUUGCGUGUCUAGCCGUUGACCAUAUUGCCCAAUCUUCCAAGGUGUAA
Rhinocladiella mackenziei CBS 650.93 is the source of this 1785-nucleotide messenger RNA. RefSeq lists its product as uncharacterized. The coding region runs from base 1 to 1785 and encodes 594 amino acids. NCBI's taxonomy places the organism in Eukaryota, Fungi, Ascomycota, Eurotiomycetes, Chaetothyriales, Herpotrichiellaceae. The record is from RefSeq and is a predicted model, not a curated record. The transcript has a single exon.